Messenger RNA from Medioppia subpectinata, 1149 nucleotides. The record is from the annotation of a GenBank genome assembly. Lineage: Eukaryota; Metazoa; Arthropoda; Arachnida; Sarcoptiformes; Oppiidae.
AUGACCGGUUUUAGAGGUGCCCUCUGUAUUGACAGUCCACAUCUGUCCACAUGUGGUGUCCAUACGUUUAAUACCAAACAGUCUUCACUUAGGUGGCACCGGUUUGGCAAACCUGAGUACCCCUACCGGGGGUUCGGCAUAAGGUAUGGCCAAAAACUGGUCAACACUUGUGUUCAACACAUCGAUAGUCAGACCACCAAAGGCCUAUUCAAGAGGGCUAUUAUGGAGAGCGGGUCUGUUAUGUUCGGGAAAGGGAUGGAACCAAUCACUAAAUCUGAAGCACUAGUUAUGGCCAAAAAUACGGCCAAACAUUUCAAUUGCAGUAAAUCUAAAGAUUGGUUGCAAUGUCUGAGAGAAGUCGACGCCAAAGAGUUUCCCAAAUAUGGGGCCUCGAUAUCAAUCCCAGAGUUUCAAAAGUUUAUCACAUUUCCGGUGUUUGGCACAGAAUUUCUGCCCAUUUUUACACAAAAGGCAUUUGAAAACAAAAAAUUCAAUUCAGACAUCGAUUUAAUGGUAUGUCUGCCCAGAGAUGAAGGAUCACAUGUAUGGGACUCAUAUAUGGGAUCCGUUACUAAUAUAUCGGUCGAUAUAUUUAAACAAAUGGUUAAUAAAUCCUCAGAACUUGGCUUUCGUAAUAUAAGCACACAAAAAGUAACCGACUUUUACCUGAAAUCUGUCAACACUACCGAUGAAACAGCGCUUCGCUUAGCUUUCUAUCACUUUGUCAGUGAUAUGGCAUUGAAUUGUCCGACAUAUCUAUUCGGACAACAAUUUGCCAGAAAUAUACCAACUCAUACUCAAAAUGUCUACUUCUAUGAACUGACUUAUGGACACAGAUCUACAAUUGAGUCGUUUGGUUACGAUCCGGACACUAUGGCCAUCAAUCACGGUAUCGAUACAACCUAUGUGUUUGGCAUACCAUUUGAUGUACCAUGGUCAUUUUCAGAUAGCGAUUAUGAAUUCAGUCGCUAUGCUAUGAGAUUGUGGACUGAUUUUGCAAAAUACAGUAAACCGCAUAACAAUUGGCCGAAACUAUUGACAAACAAUACAUUUAUUAUCAAAGACUUGAAUCCAUUGAAUACGAGCCGAGUAUUGGAUAAUCCCUUUCAUAGCACUUGCGAUGGCUUUUGGAGGGAUUAUUAUUUGUAA